AUGGACACAGAGCUGAUGGAGGGCAGCAAGACAGUCCAAGUUUAUCAAGUGUUACACCAGAAAGCCACACUGGGCUCCAGAAGUCUCAAGUGUCAGAAGCUGGCUUGGAGGAGGGUACGCCCAUGCACCCAUAUACAGCGGGUGGAAGAGGUGCUGGCAGCAGUGGAGCAGCAGCAGCAGGAGGAGAAUGAGGAGGAGGAUGGCUUCGUGGACGUGUGUGGCAGCGGGCUGCUGAUCUAUGGGGAGAUGCACGAGAAGCUCUUCCAGCAUCAGCGCGAAGGAGUCGCCUUCCUGUUCCGCCUACACCGGGAGGGCCGGCCCGGCGGCAUCCUGGCCGACGACAUGGGCCUGGGCAAGACCAUCCAGGUGAUCGCUUUCCUCUCAGGCAUGUUUGAUGCCGAGCUCAUCCGACACGUCCUGCUCAUCAUGCCCACCACCCUGAUCAGCAGCUGGCUGGCUGAGUUUGCCCGCUGGACCCCCGGCCUGCGCGUCAAGGAGUUUCACGGCGCCAGCAAGACGGAGCGCAACAGGAAUCUGGAGAAGGUCCAGCGGAGGAACGGCAUUGUCAUCACCAGCUACCAGAUGCUCAUUAACAACUGGAAGCAGCUGGCCAGUAGCAACGAGCAGGAGUUUGUGUGGGACUAUGUCAUCCUGGAUGAGGCCCACAAAAUCAAGUGCCCGUCCAACAAGACGACCAAGUGUGUGUAUGCCAUCCCUGCCAGGCAUCGCCUGCUCCUCACGGGCACCCCCGUGCAGAACAACCUGCGAGAGAUGUGGUCCCUGUUUGACUUUGCCUGCCAAGGAUCCCUCCUGGGGACAGCCAAGACCUUUAAAAUGGAGUAUGAGAAUCCUAUCACCAGGGCAAGGGAGAAGGACGCAACACUGGGUGAGAAAGCGCUGGGGCUAAAGAUGUCAGAGAACCUAAUGACCAUCAUAAAGCCGUAUUUCCUCCGGAGAACCAAGGAAGAUAUCAAAACCAAUCUUGCUGACAAGCCAGAUGCUUCGCCUCCCGAGGAGCCUGGCGACAGCAGCGCUCCUGUCAUGCCUUCCCUCACCAGGAAGAACGACCUUGUGGUGUGGGUGUACUUGUCACCGGUGCAGGAAGAAAUCUACAGGAACUUUCUCUCACUGGACCACGUGAAAGAAGUGUUGAUGACGACACGAUCCCCUCUGGCUGAGCUGACCGUCCUGAAGAAGCUGUGCGACCACCCCAGGCUUCUGCCGGUGAGAGCCUGCAUCCAGCUGGGCCUGGAGGAGCAGGAACACUUGGAGCAGGAGCCCGGGAGCAAGGAGGGGAUGCCUUCAGCCGCCAAUAAAAUCGAUCACCUCUCGGACGAGACCCUGGUUCAGGAGUCCGGGAAAGUGCUGUUCCUGGUGGGGCUGCUGGAGAGGCUGCGCGAGGAGGGGCACCGCACGCUGGUGUUCUCGCAGUCGAGGAAGAUGCUGGACAUCAUCGAGCACGUCCUGGCCCGCCGGCAGUUCAAGCUGCUGCGCAUCGACGGGACGGUCACCCACCUGACGGAGCGGGAGAAGCGCAUCCGGGAGAGUCAGAACCUCCAACAGAAGCAGUGUUCCCCUCUGCAUUCAGGCAGCCUGGCUGAGGCAAGCCACAGCCUGGCUGGGCACCACCAGCAGUCCUUUGAUGAGUCAGGGAUGGCUGAUGAUCCCCAAAGAGAUGUAGAAAUGUCAUGUGAGGUGCUUGACCCACAUGCUGCCUUGGGGGUGGAGAAGGAUGAUGGUGCUGAGGGGGCUGUAGCUCCUGAGCUGGCUCCAUCUCCUGCAGGGCCAAGUUUAUCAAAUGUUACACCAGAAAGCCACACUGGGCUCCAGAAGUCUCAAGUGUCAGAAGCUGGCUUGGAGGAGGGUAUGUCCAUGCUUUCUCUCCAGGAUCAAGUUGACUUCAAUCUGUUCUUGGAAGAUUCUGAAGAUGAAUGUCAAGAUGGCUCAAGGAGGGAAAGAUCACCAGAGCACCCAGAAAAGGGGGUCUCCCAACUAAAACCAGAAAGCUUUGUUGACUCUCCAACCAAAACAUCUCCAUCCAAAGCCUGGCCAAGUGCGGCUGGUGACUCUGGCAAGCUCCAUCACCCAGCUGAAGAGCCAAGCUCCCCAGAAGGGAGUGAGGCAUCAGAGGCAAGGGGUGUUAACUUUGCUGCUGGUAGAAGGAGGCAUGCACAAAGAAUUGCUUCAGAUAGUGAGGAGGAAGAUGAUUCUGUUAUGAUCUUGGAGGAAAGCCAGGCUGGAUGAAAGGCACCA
Dryobates pubescens (Downy woodpecker) is the source of this 2253-nucleotide messenger RNA. Its product is annotated as DNA excision repair protein ERCC-6-like. The transcript has 2 exons. Gene Ontology annotation, molecular function: ATP binding; ATP-dependent chromatin remodeler activity; DNA translocase activity. The record is from RefSeq and is a predicted model, not a curated record. Lineage: Eukaryota; Metazoa; Chordata; Aves; Piciformes; Picidae. The coding region runs from base 1 to 2244 and encodes 747 amino acids.